AUGGAGAAGUCACAACAAACACUGGACAUCGGAACUCCUUGUGAUAAAUGUCAUUUGGUCGACUUUUUACCCUACAAUUGUCAUUACUGCCAUAAACCAUUUUGUAAGAGGUGUAUCACACAACACGACUGCAAAGCCGAGCAGGAAGAGCUAACAAAAUUCCACCAAACAAGUGGACCCAUUACAAAGGUCAAUACAAACGAGUGCGCAUUUUGCCACAAGAAAGGCCCCGUCAAGAUUGAGUGUCCUGACUGCCACCGAUCGUUUUGUGUUGAACACCGAAAUCAACUCUCACAUAAGUGCACCUCUCUGGUCUCCACAAUCAAACACCCCAAGCCUUCAUCAGCUCCACCAGUAGUUCAACCACCACAACAACGUCAAAGUGCUCCUGGUGAUGAACGAGCAAAACGGAUCCGAUUCAUCUCAAAAUUUGCAGUAGGCGUUCAAACAAUUCCAAUUGCGAAGCGACGGUAUUUAGAAGUGAUUCUUCCUUCGAGGAGCGAGGCAAUUUGGGUGAACUUCGAUUGGACAGUUUUGGAGACAAUCGACUUCAUUUGCACUCGUUUCGACUUGAAGAAUGGUCACAAAGAAGGCCUUCAUUCACCAAACAUCAUCAACGAGAAUGGCGAUAUUAUGGCUUUAACUGAUACUAUGAAGACGGUGAAGACGUACUCUUCUAUAAUUUUACUCUUCGACUAA
Entamoeba invadens IP1 is the source of this 699-nucleotide messenger RNA. RefSeq names its product AN1-type zinc finger protein, putative. The coding region runs from base 1 to 699 and encodes 232 amino acids. Gene Ontology annotation, cellular component: cytoplasm. NCBI's taxonomy places the organism in Eukaryota, Evosea, Mastigamoebida, Endamoebidae. The record is from RefSeq and is a predicted model, not a curated record. The transcript has a single exon.